Lachancea meyersii CBS 8951 is the source of this 3837-nucleotide messenger RNA. The record is from the annotation of a GenBank genome assembly. Lineage: Eukaryota; Fungi; Ascomycota; Saccharomycetes; Saccharomycetales; Saccharomycetaceae.
AUGGGCAGAAUCAGAAUCGCUAUUGACAGAGGUGGAACCUUCACAGAUUGCAUUGGUAACCCAGGUUCAGGAAAUUCAGAAGACGAUGUUGUGAUAAAACUAUUAUCUGUGGACACCAAAAACUAUCCAGAUGCUCCAUUGGAAGGUAUCAGAAGGCUACUUGAGAUUUUUCAGAAGAAAUCCAUACCAAGGGGUGUUCCCUUAGACUUAUCCGAAGUUGAAAGUCUUAGAAUGGGUACCACACUGGCGACCAACUGCGCACUCGAACGGAAUGGCGAGAGAUGUGCAUUUAUCACUACUAAAGGGUUCAAGGACUGCCUCUUGAUUGGAGACCAAACAAGACCCAAGAUCUUUGACCUAAGCAUCAAACGUCCAGAUCCACUGUACGACCGAGUCAUUGAAGUUGACGAAAGAGUCACUCUUGAAGACUUUUCAGAGGAUCCAGAGGAAAUUAAGUCUCAGGCAAAUCCUGAAAAUGCAGUCUACGUCGGGAAAAGUGGCGAAAUUGUUAGAGUUCUACAAAAACCUGAUCUUUGCUCUCUACGAGUUUCCCUCCAGGCUGCCUAUAAUGAAGGCAUUCGUUCCAUUGGAAUUGCACUUCUACACUCUUAUACAUAUCCUGAACAUGAGGAGAUGGUGGCAGCCGUGGCCUCGGAAAUUGGUUUCACACAUAUUUCGUUGUCUUCACAGGUAUCCCCCAUGAUCAAGUACUUACCCAGGGCCAACAGCGCGAUCGCUGACGCUUACCUUACUCCCGUCAUAAGAAAGUAUCUGAAUAGCUUACAAGCCGGUCUUUCUAACACCCAAAAUUCCAGUAUCCAAUUCAUGCAGUCCGAUGGAGGUCUAGUAGAAGGAACGAAAUUUUCAGGUCUGAAAUCAAUCCUUUCAGGCCCUGCAGGUGGUGUUGUAGGCUAUUCCACGACCUGCUAUGACCAAGAGACGAAUACGCCGCUAAUUGGUUUCGACAUGGGUGGUACCUCAACAGAUGUUAGUAGAUUUGGAGACGGUAAAUUAGAUCAUGUUUUCGAAACGACAACUGCAGGGAUAGUCAUCCAGAGUCCGCAACUGGAUAUCAAUACUGUUGCUGCUGGUGGAAGUUCCAUGUUGUUUUGGGAAAAUGGCCUAUUCCGAGUUGGGCCAGAGUCUGCCACCGCAGAGCCUGGACCAGCGGCGUACCGUAAGGGUGGACCUUUGACGGUAACAGAUGCCAACCUAAUACUGGGCCGUCUGGUUCCAGAAAUGUUCCCAAAGAUUUUUGGACCCAAUGAAGACGAGUCUUUAGACCUGGAAAUUACGAAGAAGAAAUUCGAAGAAUUAACAAGAACCAUCAACAGUGAUCUUAACACCAGUUAUUCAGUCGAUGAGGUUGCUUAUGGAUUUAUCAAAGUUGCUAAUGAGUCUAUGGCUCGACCAAUCAGAGCUUUAACUGAGGCCAAGGGCCAUGUUAUCUCCGAACAUCAGCUUGUCACCUUUGGGGGAGCUGGAGGCCAGCACGCUGUUGCUGUGGCAGAAUCCUUAGGCAUUGAUACUGUCAUCGCACAUCGUUAUUCUUCGAUUUUGUCAGCUUACGGAAUGUUCCUUGCUGACGUUGUUGAGGAGAAACAGGAACCCUGCUCAUAUAUCUUGGAAUAUCCGAAUACUCAAGCGCAAGUCGCAACCAAACUAGACCGCCUGAUAAGUGAAGUUACUCAUAAUUUGAAAAGGCAAGGAUUUUCUAAAAGUGACUUGGUAUUCGAAAAGUAUCUGAACUUAAGGUACAAUGGUACGGAAACAAGCUUAAUGGUUAUGCAAAACGAGCAAAACUGGAAUUUCCGUGAGGAUUUCGCUACUUUACACAAACGGGAGUUCGGGUUUGUUUUUCAUGACAGAUCUGUCAUCAUCGAUGACAUUCGCAUAAGAGCUGUGGCAAAGUCGCCAGUGCGGGCAACAAAAUCGAUCACGAAGGAGCUGGAAUCUUCUAAGGUUGCCGCUAUAGACACUGAAAAAGAAGUCUCAUUCUAUAAAGACGUGUUUUUUGAUGUCAAAAGGGUGAAAACUCCUGUAUACCGCAUCGAUAAUAUGUCAAGCGGCACAUUAAUUGAAGGCCCGUGUAUUUUGGCAGAUGGAACCCAAACCAAUAUUAUUCCCAGUAAUGCAUCUGCAGUUAUUCUCGGUUCCCAUAUUGUGAUAAGUAUAACUUCAAAGACGAAGGCCGACGACAAACCGACCGAGGCGAGGAUCGACCCGGUGUUGCUAUCUAUAUUCAGUCACAGAUUCAUGGAUAUUGCUGAACAAAUGGGUACGCAAUUGAGAAAGACAUCUGUGUCAACUAAUGUCAAAGAGCGACUUGAUUUUUCGUGUGCGCUGUUCGAUCCGGAUGGGAAUCUUGUUGCAAAUGCGCCCCAUGUGCCUGUGCACCUCGGUUCAAUGUCUACCUGCAUUUCUGCACAAGCAAAAUUGUGGAAACACAAGCUAAAGCGAGGUGAUGUGCUCGUAACCAACCAUCCUGAAAUGGGAGGUACGCACCUUCCGGACAUCACUGUAAUCACUCCUGCCUUUUCUGAAACUGAAGACAGAAUAAUAUUUUAUGUCGCUUCUAGAGCGCAUCAUGCGGACAUUGGUGGAAUUUUGCCGGGCUCAGUCCCUCCAAGCUCUAGAGAGUUGUUCGAAGAAGGUGCUGCCAUCUAUUCAGAACUUCUUGUGAAAGAAGGACACUUUGACGAGCAGUUGGUACUGAAAUUAUUGGUAGAGGAACCCUCCAAAUACCCUGGCUGUUCCGGCUCUCGGAAAAUAAGCGACAAUAUCAGCGAUUUAAAAGCUCAGGUAGCUGCCAACACUAAAGGCAUUCAGUUGAUUGCCAAACUAAUGAAUGAUUUUGGAAUUGACGUUAUAGUCAGAUACAUGCAUGCAAUUCAAGAAAAUGCGUCUGCAACAGUCAAAUACGCUCUUAAGCGGCUAAGUGAGCAUUUCAAAGCAACUGAAUUCCAAGGAGAAGACUAUAUGGACGACGGUACUUUGAUUAAAUUGAAAGUCACUCUCGAUGUGGAGAAAGAAGAGUAUAUUUUUGAUUUUGCUGGGACUUCACCUCAGGUAUAUGGUAAUCUGAAUGCACCAGAAGCCAUAACGAACUCCGCAAUUCUUUACUGCUUACGCUGCUUGGUAAACAAAGACAUACCUUUAAAUCAAGGAUGUCUCAAGCCAGUGACAGUGAAAAUACCAAAAGGCUCUAUCUUGAGCCCCACAAAAGGCGUGGCAGUCGUCGGAGGCAAUGUUUUGACAUCUCAGAGGGUCACUGAUGUGGUUCUGAAGACCUUCAACAUCAUGGCGGACUCCCAAGGUGACUGCAACAACUUCACAUUUGGAACAGGCGGUAAAAACUCUAACGGCGAUGUAUCCAAGGGAUUUGGUUAUUAUGAAACGAUUUGUGGAGGCCAUGGAGCUGGGGCUGAUUCUUGGAGAGGUCCCGGCUGGAACGGAGCACAUGCUGUUCACACCAACAUGACAAAUACGAGAAUGACAGACGUCGAAAUUCUCGAAAGAAGAUACCCUGUGAUUCUGCAUGAGUUUUCCGUGAGAUACGGCUCAGGUGGUAGAGGAAAGUACGAUGGAGGCAACGGGGUUGUUCGUGACAUCAUAUUCCGUAAAACCGUCCAGGCGUCAAUUUUGUCAGAGAGACGAGUUAUCGCUCCACAUGGAUUGAAUGGUGGCCAGGACGGUGCAAGAGGUAUGAAUUUAUGGAUCCGUAAGGAUUCAGGAAGUGUUACUAAUAUUGGCGCCAAGAGCACAAUCACGGUACAACCUGGCGACAGAGUUAUUAUUAAGACACCAGGUGGUGGCGGAUGGGGCAAAGCUGGUUGA